Messenger RNA from Chrysemys picta bellii (western painted turtle), 3551 nucleotides. Lineage: Eukaryota; Metazoa; Chordata; Testudines; Emydidae. The record is from RefSeq and is a predicted model, not a curated record.
UUUGACUGAAUACGUAUGUGCAUGAAGAUUAAGAGUCUGACAGCAUGGGAAGCUAAAAUCCUCCCUUUGUCUGUUUUGGUUUAGCAGACCACCACACAUUGAACUUUCUAAUCAGACGACCAACCCUAACUUUGAUGUGGCAGGAUUGCCAUUGGAAGAAGUGAAAGAGGAGGCUGACUGAAUUCACAUACGCCUGGAACCAAUAUUAAGUUUUCUUCUGACCAAUUUCACUUCUACUGUGUUCCACUAUACAGUGUUAGAAGCUGGAAAUUGAACUGUAACAAAGAAGUAGUUCUGGGAAAAUGAAGGGAAUGUUUCCUAAAAGCACAUACUGAGACCCUAUAUGUUUUUCUUCACGUGAAGCUCACUUUGAAAUAUUUGGAUAAAAUGAGAUGCUUGCGGAAACGAUCAGCAGUAUCCUUCUUAGGAGUCCUUGUCAUUUGCCUGCUGUUCAUGAACUUGUACAUUGAAGAUGGUUAUGUCUUGGAAGGGGACAAGCAAUUAAUCAGAGAAACAGCCACACACCAGCUUAAUUCAGAGCGCUAUGUUCACACUUUUAAAGACUUGUCAAAUUUCUCAGGAUCUAUAAAUGUUUCCUAUCGCUAUCUAGCUGGCACACCUUUGCCAAGGAAAAGGUAUCUUACAAUUGGACUAUCCUCAGUCAAACGGAAAAAGGGGAAUUAUUUGCUCGAGACGAUCAAGUCUAUAUUUGAGCAGUCAAGUUAUGAGGAACUGAAGGAAAUUACAGUGGUGGUUCACCUAGCAGAUUUUGACUCAUCCUGGUGUGAAGGGAUGGUCCAGGACAUUUCACAGAAAUUUGCCCAUCACAUCAUUGCUGGCAGGUUAAUGGUUAUCCAUGCCCCUGAGGAGUACUAUCCAGUACUAGAUGGCCUUAAGAGAAAUUACAAUGACCCAGAAGACCGUGUGAAGUUCCGAUCCAAACAAAAUGUAGAUUAUGCUUUCCUGCUUAACUUUUGUGCUAAUCUUUCUGAUUAUUAUGUCAUGCUAGAAGAUGACGUUCGAUGCUCUAAAAACUUCUUGACUGCUGUUAAGAAAGUAAUUACCUCGCGAGAAGGUUCCUAUUGGGUGACUCUGGAGUUUUCCAAACUGGGCUAUAUUGGAAAGCUAUACCACUCCCAUGACCUCCCGCGCCUGGCUCAUUUUUUGCUGAUGUUUUACCAGGAAAUGCCUUGUGAUUGGCUGCUAAUCCAUUUCCGUGGGUUGUUAGCUCAAAAGGAUGUCAUCCGCUUUAAGCCAUCUCUGUUCCAGCACAUGGGAUAUUAUUCAUCCUACAAAGGAGCUGAGAACAAGCUAAAGGAUGACGACUUUGAAGAGGAUUCGUUUGACAUCCCUGACAACCCGCCCGCAAAUCUUCACACCAACAUGAAUGUAUUUGAAAACUAUGAGGCAAGCAAGGCUUACAGCAGCAUUGAUGAGUACUUCUGGGGAAAAGCUCCUUCUACUGGAGAUCUCUAUGUGAUUGUCUUUGAAAAGCCUAUUAAAAUCAGUAAAAUUAAAGUUAUCACUGGAACAGAAGACCGGCAAAAUGACAUCUUGCAUUAUGGAGCCCUGGAAGUUGGGGAAAAGAUUGUAGGGAGCAAAAAAGGGAGGCAAUGUACUACUUACUUGAGACUAGGGGAGUUCAAAAAUGGAAAUUUUGAAAUGACAGAUGUGGAGCACAAAGUUCUGUUUGAUAUUAACUGCAUGAGAAUACUUGUUACCAAAAGUCAAAAGGAAUGGCUGAUCAUUAGGAGCAUUAGUAUUUGGACUUCUCAGCCACCAAAUCAAUAAGGCAAAAUUACUGAAGCUGGUCCUCCUCCUUUCGUGGUGGAGUGAAUGCCAUCGGUUGGGUCCCAACUGGUGUCAUUCCCCAAGGAGACUGACUGACUUCCAAUUAUUUACUUUUGACACUGGAAAUCUGGGGAAAUCAUAAAACAAGCAAAAGCAAUUUAUUUUGUACUAGUCCGCCAGGCAAUAUACAAACACUAGUUUGUUGGAAUGUUUGAAUUUUAUAGGAAAUGCAAACAAGUUCUCAUCCAUCACUUAAGAUUCAGAAAUCCUUCUCUUUUAUUUUAAUUUCUCCUUUGGGAAGAACUGCUGUACUAAACAAAGCCAAUGCUUUUCCAUUAUUCAGAAGUUUUGUAGGCUUUGACCAGUAUGUUGUCAGAUGAAAUUUGACUCCAUCAUAGCUACAUAUAAAUUAAUAAUCAGAUGGUAGUACAUGUUUGUACAAUAGUUGGUGGUGUAUUUGUUUGAAAGACAGUUGUGAUAAUGAAAGUCCAUUAAUGGAGCUUCCAAUUUCAUUUGAGCACUGUAAGAAAACAGUGUGGUUAAACAUUGUGACUUAUUUUAAAUGAAAAUACAUGUACAGUUAUAGAUCAGACAUGACAAUACUGUAAAAAUAGUUAAUUGCAUUCACUAUCCUGUCUCAACAAAUAUGCUUUGUUCUUCUCCCAGGGUCCUGGCAUUGAAAUAGGUCACCAGUUGUAUUUUCUGUCACAUGGGGCCCAACCCUGCAGUCCUUAUUCAAGCAGUCACACGGUCAAUGGGAGUUUGCUUGAAUAAGGACUGCAGGGUCAGCCCCUGAGCUUUAAGGACAAAAUUAUCCUUUUGGAUUUUCAUGGCAGUAGUUUUCAUCUUUAAUAUUCUCUCUUCCAGCACAUUCAGAGCUCCCAGUGAUGUCAGUGGGAGAACUGCACAAAGCUGAACACUACCGUAUGGUCCAAGAGAAGAGUUUUGCACUCAGUGUUUAGAUAGUGGUGGGCAACCUGGGGCCCAUCAGGGUAAUCUGAUUGCGGGCUGCAAGACAUUUUGCUGACAUUGAACGUCCGCAGGCAUGGCCCCCGCAGCUCCCAGUGGCUGAGGUUCACCAUUCCCAGCCAAUGGGAGCUGCGGGAAUCAAUCAGAUUAUCCUGAUGGGCCACAUGCGGCCUGCAGGCCGCAGGUUGCCCACCACUGGUUUAGAUGUCCAUCUCUCAUCCAAUGCAAAUGAAAGAUAUAUAAGGUUCAGCAGUAGAGGCUGAAGGUGAUCACUGAUCUUCCCUGGUUGGUGUCUCUGCAAUAGCGCUGUGUGAAACAUCUCCCACUAUUUGCAAAAGCAAGAAUCCUGGUUUUGCUGGAUAUGUGAGAAGUAAAUACUUUGCCAAGUUAGUUUUGAAUGUUUUCAGAUUUUUCAAUGCUGAAUAAAUUGUCUUAGGAGCUCAGAUGAUGUCCCCAGAUGUCAGAUGUCUCCAGAUGUCCCCAGAUGAUGUUUUGGUCUAUAUAUUUAUAUACUACCUAGACCUGUUCCUUUGAGGUUCUGAGCACCUACUGACUGGGGCUGAUUGUCCUCCAUUCCUAUUGACUUCAGUGGGAGUUGUGAACUUUAAUACUUCACAGAAUCAGACCCCAUAUGUAUACAGUACAUAUGAUAUAUAAACACAUCUGGAUUACCAUAGACUCAUAGACUUUAAGGUCAGAAGGGACCAUUAUGAUCUUCUAGUCUGACCUGCUGCACAACACAGGCCACAGAAUCUCACUCACCCACUCCUGUAACAAACCCCUGACCUAUG